Molecule: messenger RNA, 897 nt
Organism: Laetiporus sulphureus 93-53
Lineage: Eukaryota; Fungi; Basidiomycota; Agaricomycetes; Polyporales; Laetiporaceae
Exons: 5
Coding region: 23-652 (209 amino acids)
Source: RefSeq, a predicted model, not a curated record
ACCUUACGGCCUUUCGUUCAGUAUGCUCUUCAAGCUCAGCGCCCUCAUCGCCCUCGUCCCCCUGGCAUCUGCUUUGGUAUUGGAGACUCCGAACGGAUGGCAGAGCAACGGUGUCGUGAACAUUAGCUGGGUUACGGCUUCCGGAGACCCGAGCUCCGUCUCAUUCGAGUUGACGAACCCGGACAUUUUCCACAACUCGUACGCCAUUGCGACCAACAUCCAGUCUUCUCUGGGAUUCCUUAGCUUGACCCUUCCAACCGUUGACGUUGGGUCCGGCUACUACUUGGAGGCCGUCAAUGUGUCAAACAUUAACGAUGUCUUCGCUGAGACUGGCGAGUUCUCCGUCGCGGCUCCGCCCUCGACCACUGCUUCGUCAUCCACGUCGGCUGCUAGUUCAAGUGGCGCUAGCUCGGCGUCGUUGACCUCAUCGGGUUCGGCCGCUUCGACUGCCUCGGGAGCAUCUUCCAGCGGCGCUUCUGGCGCCUCUUCCACUGCUGCUAACGCCGCCUCCUCUGGAGCCUCCUCAGGAACCUCCUCCGCCCCAUCCUCGACUGUCAGCACCUUCAACGGUGCCGGUCAUCUCGAGUUCAGCUACGGUUCCAUGGCUGUGAUGGCUAUCGGCGCUGUUGCUGGUGCGGUCGCCGCACUCUAGGCGCAAUAGGGCAUAUGACGAUGUAGGACAGACACUUCACGACCACUUUCUGUUGGACCUGAGAAGAUUUCAUUUGGUAUUGAGUAUACCCUUGUAAUCGCGCAGCACGGACAGUACGGACUUCUUGCAAUCUAUCCGGGACUAGCACAUACAGUAUCUCCUUACAACCUCGCGCUUGUCUCCUUGCCAAUUCUUGUAAUCCAGACCGUGCCACUCCUUUAAUAUGUUUUGGCGUUACUGUCGCC